This is a messenger RNA of Punica granatum (pomegranate), 875 nucleotides long. NCBI's taxonomy places the organism in Eukaryota, Viridiplantae, Streptophyta, Magnoliopsida, Myrtales, Lythraceae. The record is from RefSeq and is a predicted model, not a curated record.
AUUCUUUCUCUACCACUCUGCUCCUCUGCAACUCUUAACUCACCUCACCAAUUUUUUUUUUUGGUUAAUUCUUAUUCAAUAUAUGUCCCGUACCCUCACAACAGAGGAGAAAGAAAGAAGAGGACUAGACUUUCAAUGGGUUCUGCUGCUAAUCCUUGCACCCCACCGGAUUUCCUGUCUUAGACGCACGCAAACGGCGAUUCAUAUCUAUCUCUGGUCUGCCCCGACCGACCAUUAGUUAAUCUGUUGCUGCUAAUUCGGAACCGCAACGCCAUGAAGCUUCCUCUGGCUGUCGCGGCAGCUUCUUUCCUGCUCAUCCUCUUCGGCGUUUCCUACUCUUCUGGUGCGGUCGACCUCCCUCGCCAUGUCGAUGUUACUGCAUCUAGAAGGGAGCUCAAGGAGAACAGCUUUGGUCAUCAUCCCGAGCAUAAGAGCAAUGCAGGGGACAUGGAUCUGGAUGAUUACCACCGGAUUGACCCCUCGCCGAGCUCAAAGGCCAUACAACCUGGACCGAUCCAGCAUGGCACUCCUCUCAUGCCUUUCAUACCGGAGCCUUCGCCUCCCAGUCCACCAGCGCCCGGUUGACAUGCUUGCUUAGCUCAGAGAGCAUCGGUUGCGAACGUACUUAGGAAGGAUUGGAGCCAUGUUCCCGACUUGCUAAUCAUUUCUGCUAGUUAAUUAACUAUAUCAUCUCCCACUUGAAUCAUAUACUGCUAGAGCUUGACUGCUGAAUGUUCUGCUCUGCCUCCCUUGAUGGUUUCUCGGAGUGCCAUUGGCAUCGAGGAUAGGCUUUCGUUUUCUUUUUUUCCAGUCAUUAUGCUUCUGUUUAUUGGUAUUUCACGGAACCAGAUAAGCUUUAUGCAGUAUUCCAUCAA